Molecule: messenger RNA, 751 nt
Organism: Cygnus olor (mute swan)
Lineage: Eukaryota; Metazoa; Chordata; Aves; Anseriformes; Anatidae
Gene: JTB
Product: jumping translocation breakpoint
Exons: 5
Coding region: 34-465 (143 amino acids)
Biological process (GO): mitotic cytokinesis
Cellular component (GO): midbody; membrane; centrosome
Source: RefSeq, a predicted model, not a curated record
CGAUGGCGCCGCGGCCCCGGUGCCGGUAGCGCCAUGGGCCCGGGCGGGCCGCGGGGCUGGGCGCUGCUGGCGGCGCUGGGCGCGCUGGGCCUCGGCCUGCGGGCGGCGGCGGCGAUGGCGGCGGGCGAGGAGCGGCGCUCGGCGAGCCCCACGCAGGCCACGCCGUGCUGGCGGGUGGAGGACUUCGUGGUGGCGCAGGAGUGCGGCCGCUGCUCCAGCUUCCAGGCGAAGACGGUCCCGGAGUGCGGCCCCACCGGCUUCGUGGAGCGCAUCAGCUGCGCCGCCUCCAAGCGGGACGAGUUCAAGAGCUGCCGCUCGGCGGUGAUGGAGGCGCACGUCUUCUGGAGGUUCGUGGGCACCAUGAUGUGCGUGGCGGCCGUCUUCGCCGUGCUGGUGGUGUGCCGCCAGCGCGUGCUGGACAGGAAGGCGCUGGAGAAGGUGCGCAAGCAGAUCGAGUCCAUCUAGCGCCCGCGGGGCACCUGGCACGGCGGCAGCGCCCCCGCCGCGGGGACUCGGCUCCGCUGCCGCUCCCGAAGCAGCCGGGAGGAGGAGGAACGAGCGCCCGCGGGACGCCUGCCCCGCUCUGCCGUGACCCCACGGGCGCUGCGGCCCACCGGGGGCUGCCCGGUGUCCCGCGGGGUCCCCGUGGCGAAUCGCGCUGCGCGGGGUGCCUGGGGAGCCCGGUGCCCCAGGGGACGCCGCAGCCGCCUGCUCCAAGCUGGUGGCGUGCAAUAAACCCCGGUCGUUAUCA